UGGGAGCCGUAGCCCCGGUGCGGUGUGCGGGACCGCUGCCUGCCUGCCCGGGAGCCCCCAGCCACGCGACCCCCGCCCCGGCCCCGCGCCCGGCCCGCAUGGAGCUGCGAGCAGGAGACUCUUGGGGGAUCUUCACCUUCCUGUGCGCCGCGCUCUGCAACCUGCCGGCGCUGCCCGCCCUGAACUGCACGGAGGAGCUGGGUGCUGGCCAGUCCAUCCAGAAGACCUACGACCUGACCCGCUACCUGGAGCACCAGCUCCGCACCCUCGCCGGCACCUACCUGAACUACCUGGGUCCCCCCUUCAAUGAGCCCGACUUCAACCCCCCGCGGCUGGCACGUGCCGAGCGGGUGCCCAGUGCCACGGUGGACUUGGACCUGUGGCGAGGGUUGACCGACAAUGCCCGCCUGGCCGCCAACUACCGCGCCUACAGCCGGCUGCUCUGCUACCUGCGGGCGCUGGACGGGCAGGCGGGCACCGCCGAGCUGCGCCACCGCCUCGGCCACUUCUGCUCCAGCCUGCAAGGUUUGGUGCUCAGCAUCGCUGGUGUCAUGUCUUCCCUCGGUUACCCGCUGCCCGCCGGGCCUGCCGGGCCCCCUGCGCCCCCCGGGACCCCCAUUGCCCCGAAUGACUUCCUUAAGAAGAUGGAUGAUUUCUGGCUGCUGAAGGAGCUGCAGACCUGGCUGUGGCGCUCAGCCAAGGACUUCAACCGCCUGAAGAAGAAGGUGCCGCCUGCCGUGGUCACACUGCGCCUGGAGGCGAGGGGCUUCUGAGCCCACCCCCCCUCGAUGUCCCCCCCUCCCUGCCUCGCCGGGAUGGGGCUCCUCACCCCGAUGGGCCACCACACAUCCCCACUGCCAUCUCGCUGUGCCUUGCGGGAUGAGGCUCCUGAUCCCAAGUGCCACCAAAUACCACCCCACAUCCCCCCCUCCAUCACCAGUGUGCCUUGAGAAAUGGGGCUCCUCACCCCAAGUGCCACCAAAGACCACCCCACAUCCCCCCCUCCAUCACCAGUGUGCCUUGAGAAGUGGGGCUCUGGACCCCAAGUGCCACCAAAGCCACCCAUGUCUCCUCUCCAUCACCAGUGUGCCUUGAGAAAUGGGGCUUCAGACCCCAAGUACCACCAAAGCCACCCACAUCCUCCAUCACCAGUGUGCCUUAAGAGAUGGGUCUCCUGACCCCAAAGUGUCACCAUAGCUACCCCACAUACUCGUCAUCACCUUGCAGUUCCUUGAGAGGUGGGUCUCCUGACCCCAAACUGCCACCAAAGCCACUCCACAAUCCCGCCAUCACCACACUGUGCCUUAAGGGACAGGGCUCCUGACCCCAAAGUGCCACCACAGCCACCACACACCCCCUCUGUCACCAUGCUGUGCCUUAAGGGACUGGGCUCCUGACCCCAAAGUACCACCAAAGCCACCCAUAUCCCCUCUCCAUCACCAGUGUGCCUUGAGAAAUGGGGGUCCUGACCCCAAAGGGCCACCAAAGCCACCCCAUGUCCCCAGCACCUGUGCCCUGAGGCCAGGGUUGGUGCCACCACGGUGUCACUAGUGCCAUGAUGUGCCCGCCCCCCCGGGGGUGCCCUCUCAGGACUGUCUCCACACCCAUGGGGCUGGGGAGGGCAGCAGGCUCCUCCCCCUGCCCCAAGGCACAGAUAAGCCCCACCCCUACGGGUUCCAGAGUCGGUGCAAGCCCCGCCCACCCUUGAGAAGGACCAAGCCCCUCGAACAUAGGAAUAAGCCCUGCCCCAUGGCAAUAAGCCCCGCCUCCUCCCUACAACAGGCCCCGCCCUCCCGUGGAUCAAGCCACCUCCUCCGUUUUGCAGCAACCCUGCGGCUCGGGGGCGGGGCUCUGGGCCUCAGGGGCGUGGCUAGGGGCGGGGCCACUGUCCCACCACGUCUAUGAGUGUUUAUUUAUUGGAGAUGUUAUUUAUUGGGGUAUUUAUUGCAGAAGAUCUAUUCUUGUAUGAACGAAUAAAAGCCUUUCUCCAGCGCCCCCGCCCCACCCGCGCCACACGGCGGGGGGGCCCAAGGAGCCGAUGGUGCCAUCAGUAGGGGCCAGAGUGAACGGCCCCAGGCUCUGAGCUCAGUGUGGGGAUCGGGGUGUCGCCUGCUGUGUGGGACGGUGGCAGGGUGGGGAGCCAAGACCCCCCCAAGCCCAGGUAACCCCAUCUUAUGCCCCUCCCUCCAGUCAUGCCUCCCCUGCCCCUUGGCACCCUGAGCCCAGGGCACCCCCCACCCUGGGAGCAUGCAGCCCCCCCCAGGCACUGGUACCCCUUUCCU
Falco peregrinus (peregrine falcon) is the source of this 2282-nucleotide messenger RNA. RefSeq names its product cardiotrophin like cytokine factor 1 (gene CLCF1). NCBI's taxonomy places the organism in Eukaryota, Metazoa, Chordata, Aves, Falconiformes, Falconidae. The record is from RefSeq and is a predicted model, not a curated record. The coding region runs from base 99 to 773 and encodes 224 amino acids. The transcript has 3 exons.